Chrysochloris asiatica (Cape golden mole) is the source of this 1020-nucleotide messenger RNA. RefSeq names its product olfactory receptor 7A10-like. Bases 1 to 1020 code for a protein of 339 amino acids. Gene Ontology annotation, biological process: G protein-coupled receptor signaling pathway. Gene Ontology annotation, molecular function: olfactory receptor activity; G protein-coupled receptor activity. The record is from RefSeq and is a predicted model, not a curated record. Gene Ontology annotation, cellular component: membrane. The transcript has 2 exons. NCBI's taxonomy places the organism in Eukaryota, Metazoa, Chordata, Mammalia, Afrosoricida, Chrysochloridae.
AUGGAAUCAAGAAACCAAACACAGAUUUCAGAAUUUAUUCUCCUUGGACUCUCAGAUGAGGAGGAACUGCAAUCUUUCCUUCUUGGGCUCUUCCUGUCCAUGUACUUGAUCACCUUUAUUGGGAACCUUCUCAUCAUCUUGGCCACUAUCACUGGCUCCCAUCUGCACACUCCCAUGUACUUAUUCCUUUCCAAUCUGUCCUUUGUAGACAUCUGUUUCACCUCCACCACUGUCCCCAAGAUGUUGCUGAACCUCCACACCCACAACAAAGGCAUCACCUAUCAAGGUUGUCUCACCCAAAUAUAUUUUUUCAUCCUUUUUGCGGAGUUGGAUAUUUUUCUCCUUUCUAUAAUGGCCUAUGAUCGGUUUGUGGCCAUUUGUCACCCUCUGCAUUAUACUGUCAUCAUGAAUCCCAGACUCUGUGGCUUAUUGCUGUUGGUGUCCUGGACAUUGAGUAUCCUAGACUCUCUGCUACGUGGGUUACUGGUGUUGCGACUGUCCUUCUGUACUAAUUUGGAGAUUCCCCACUUUUUCUGUGAAAUCAAUCAGGUUAUCCAACUUGCCUGUUCUGACACCCUCCUCAAUGUUAUAGAGAUGUAUGCUGCAACUGGGGUAAUGGGUAUCAUUCCCCUCACCGGCAUCGUAUUUUCUUAUUCUCAAAUUGUUUCUUCCAUACUGAGAAUUACAUCCACAAGGGGGAAGUAUAAGGCAUUUUCUACUUGUGGCUCUCACCUCUCAGUUGUUUCCUUGUUCUAUGGUACAGGCCUUGGGGUCUACCUAAGUUCUGCCACUACCCAAAAUUCCAGAGCUAGUGCAAUAGCCUCAGUGAUGUACACCAUAGUCACACCCAUGCUGAACCCCUUUAUCUACAGCUUGAGGAACAAAGACAUCAAAGGAGCACUGAAAAGUCUUGUGCUAAAGGCCACAUCCCCAAGGAAAGUCCCUUUCAAAUGUUUGGCAUUAUAUCAGAUUUGCAUUAUGGAGGUGAAUAUAUUAUAUCAGACCACAAAAUGGGGAUGA